This is a messenger RNA of Linum trigynum, 1476 nucleotides long. The record is from the annotation of a GenBank genome assembly. Lineage: Eukaryota; Viridiplantae; Streptophyta; Magnoliopsida; Malpighiales; Linaceae.
AUGAGUAUGAUGGGUGAAGGUAUUUCUUCACAGGUUGACGGUGAAAAACAAACUAGAAAGAAAAUGGUAUAUUUGAGCAGUCGUUGUGGCGUACAAGAAUUCUCUGGACUCGUAGAAAGUUUAUCUGAUGAUAAAAAGAAGGUCAUUCUAGAUAUGGGAUUUGGAGGGCUCUUGCAUCUGAAAAGGCAUAAAUUGAAGAUGCAACUUCUUGAGGACCUUAUGAUGAGGUUUAAUGUGACUACUAGUCAACUAAGUGUGCAUGGUAAUCGUCUUACCCUAAGUGUUAAUGAUGUUGUCACCAUAUUUGGUUUACAUGAUGGGGGCAUGAAUGUGGAAACCCAACUUGGCGAGGAUGAUGAAGUGAGGUUCGUCUAUGAUGGUCUUUUAGAGGGUAUAAAAGAUUAUCAAAACAAAUCGGAUGGAGCAUCAAGAGAUCAACACGUGACUGGAUGCGUUUUAUUACUUAAGAUAUUUUACCUAGAGCACGUGAAUAUGCAUAACUUGACUCGUCAUUCAAACUCCUUACCACGCAUACGACAUUGGGAUGAAAAGUCCAUUUCGAAGAUUGUUAACAAGGUUUCCAGUUUAGGCGGAGUUGAUUGCAUACAGGUGGGAUUUGGCGGAGAUGCUAGUAGUUGUUUCAAAAUUGAGGAUAUUAAAGUAGAAAUUGGUCUAUUGAGAAAUGAGUUCCAAAAAGAUAUGCAUUCUACGAAGUCACAAUUAGGUGAAUUGAAAAAGGAGAUGUCUGAUGCCAUGUCACAAAUAAUCACAACUUUGGGCACUGUUCAAAGUCAGUUGCAAAGUGGAGGUCCAAAAAUAAUCAUAGAGGAUGAGCCGACGACUGUGCAUGUUUUUACAAGAAAACAAGAGGAAGUUAGGAUUGAUGCGAAUGAUAAUAUAGAGCUUUCAGAUGAUGCAAGCUCACCUCUACAAUUAUCAAAAGCUAAGAGAAACCACCUGGGAAAGCAAGGAAACAAGACAACUGAUGCAAUUCCAUCUCAAAAUGAAAAGAAAAGAAAGGCAAAUCAACAUGAGGAAGAUGAAACAGAUUCAUUUGAGAGACUUAUGGCUGGAGUAGAUCAAAAGGUUCGAUCAAGAGAGGAUUCAAACAUGGGACUUCGAAAGAAAGACGUACUCAAAGCCGGUCCACAAUUUCAGUUUCCUUAUGUGGCCGCCAAACCAGCGGUAAUUAAUCUUGUUGUUGCUGGGUUGACACUGGAAUAUCGGGACAAUAAAGAGAGCGAUCAUUGGUUUAUGCCCUGGUCAUUUACUAUUUAUCUCCCCAUAUGCGAGCAUGAACAUUGGUACUUGGCCAUUGUUAACAUGGAAAUCAAGGGGGUAUAUUUGCUUGAUAGUUACGCUCUAAAGGACGAUUCUUCCCGUAAAGAUAAUAUAAGACAGAUAUUGUCGGUGUUGGAUGAAAUGUUGCAUCAUGAUAAUUUUGAAGCAAAAGUGAAGAAACCAUACCAUAUUUGA